GCGCGCGUUGACUGGCCCACGCGCACGCCAAAUCUGCGUUUCGCGAUACACAUUCGCACAAAUGCAAACAGCUUCCCAUUUUCAAACAAAAUCCUUUUAUAGUAGCAAAGCUCGGUCGCUCUAUAAAUAACGCCAACCGGUGGGCCGAUGUGCUCUAGCGAGUCCGCGAAAUCUGUGCAAAUGUUAUGUUAUAAACUUGAGAUAUUGGACUAUUAUUGCAACUCUGAACCGAAUAAGGAGAGCUGAACGCUAGGCGUCUUGGAAGUGUAUGAUCGUGAAGUAGACGCGGAGUGCUCUACUUCGUGCCGAGAGCCGGUUCGAAUGGUGUCAAGUGUUUAUUAAGAUGAAGACGGCGAUUUAAUCGGUCACUUGGAACAAUGUGUUUGUGUAUCGCAACUCGCUAAUUGUGACUUAUUGUGUAAACACAGAAAAUAGCUUCGUAAAAAUUUACGAACUGAAAUGUACUUUGAAUCAGUCUCUUUGUGAAGUUGUUUGUGAUUAAAGUUUAGUGUUUGUGGUCGCUUAUUGAAGAUGUAUUACAACGGGAGGUUGGACAGUAGUAGUACGUCCACAUCGUCGGGUAGUUCAGACUUGCGGGUGGCCGGCGCCGUCGAGCUCACAGACUCCGCCAAUACCGCACAGAUACUCGCACAAGUACAAAACUCUGACAGAGCACGAUUCUCGGACACGAGUUGGCAAAUCCACCGCACUUGGAUGCGCAAUGGCGACACGCUCCCGCUGUCGCCCACGCCCUCGCGCUCCCUGCCCGCGCCGCUCACCGCUCCGCCGCCCGCUCCGCUCGACUCCUCCGUCACACUGCGCUCCGAACAGAACGGCAUCUACGACACCAUCACAAGUCGAGCCGCGAGUGCGCCGGCCACCCCAGCCUCUACGACAUUUUCAAGGGAACAGGGUGGUUCCCGGUCGGCGAGUUACCCUGGCGGGCCUGGGAACAGGCUAGACCUGUGCUAUGUGGCGGAACGCAUGCUAGCUCUACAUCUGCCCGAAAGGGACGCGCAUGCAGAGGCGCAGGCCGCGCAUAUGCUCACCAAUAAACAUGGAGAACAUUUCAUGGUAUUUGAGGUGAGUGGUUGCGACAACAACGGCAGCAGCAGUACCGCUCGAGGCGUGUUCGGUCGCGCGCGCUCGCUCGGCUGGGCCGGCGACCUCGCGCCGCCGCUGGAGCGCCUCUGCGCCGCCUGCAAGCACAUCGAGAGCUGGCUCGCCGCGCAUCCCAAAAAUGUCGCCAUAUUACUCGCAUGGGGUAACCGUGAACGUUUGGGUGUGCUGGUGGCGGCGUACAUGCACUACUCAGCCAUCUGCGGGGCGCCGGAGCACGCGCUCGACAGAUACGCCAUGAGGAGGUACCUCGACGACCGCGUGCCUGUCUUCCAACUGCCUUCAAAUAAACGCUACAUCGACACGUUUGCUGGAUUACUGGCUGGUCAGAUCAGAGUGAACGCAGCACCUCUUCACUUGACGCACGUCAGCGUGGCUGGAUCACUUGCCUCUCCCGCCAACCCCACCAUCGCCUUCCUCAAGAUAUACGAGAAUUUCGUCUGCGUCUAUACAUCAGGUCUCUACAUGGUAAACGGUGGCGGCUGGACAGUAGGCGUGGGCAGACUCGCCCUCCGCGGCGACGUGGUAGUCCGCGCGUACCGGAGGCCGGCGCACGCGAAGAUGCACAACGCGCAGCGUCACCUGGUGUUCGCGUGUCAGUUCCACACGUGCGCAGUCGCAGACCACACGCUAUCCUUCACCAAGCAGCAACUCGAUCAUGCUGUGCACGAUCCAUCAUUCCCGAGUGACGGUGCAGUAGAGCUGGUGUUCCUGCGCGGUGAGGGCGGCGGGGGCGCUGCGCCUGCGCCCACGCCUGCCGCGCCCCUCCGCGCCGCACCUGACGCGCUCGCGCGUGCAGACUCCCUCGAACACUUGCGACCGCUGUCUACCCUCACCGAUGAUGACCCUGGUGAGAACAACGGCAGUGCAGAAGGUUCCGGCUCAGGAGGCGAAGCAGGCGACGGGACCGAGGCGGCGCACACGUUCGGCCCUCUGGACGGGUCCAUCUACGCGACGGUGGUGCGCGCGGGCGGCGGCGGGCCCGCCUCGCCGCUCAGCGCGUCCAUGGACUCGGGCAUCUCAUCGGCGGGGCGCCGCGCCGCCCCCAGCCCGCCCGACGAGCUCGACGCGCUGCUGGGCGACAUGCUGCGCACGGUGAGCGCGCUGCCCGACCCGCCGCCGGCGCCACACACGCCGCAGCCGCAGUCGCACGCAGACCGCCCGCCGGACAUACCGUACCACGCUCGCGCCGACUCCGCGCCCUUCACCUACGGCGCGCCCGGCCUGCGCCCAGGCAUGCUCCGCGCUCCCAACCGCCUUGCCAGCCCCGAGCUGGUGCGGCGCGCGCUCGGCGGGGACCGCUCCUACCGCCCAAUAGAGGACGACGACGAUGAGCGCACCGUCACCCCUGAACUACCCUCACCGCGCACGCCGCUGUCCCCGCGCACCCUGCGCAAACUGACGCACGAGGAUGUCACCACAACCACCACCAAUACUGUACCACCACCAGCAUCUCCAGUAACAAACGGCAGCAGAUGGUUAAACGGUGAAACAGAGUGGGCGGAGCGACCGCCGAGCAGUACCCGGAAAACCCCACCAGAAAAUGGUACCUGGCGAUCAGCGAGUACCCUUGGAUGGCACGAGAGCAGCCGCGCCAGGGAGCCGCGCCGUUCUGAGAGCAGUGUUGAAGGCAGCUCCGGGUUAACGUGGUUGCAACGACAGCAACAGAAACUUAGGGAGAGGAAAGAAGCCAGGGAGAGAGUCGCUCGACUGCCGCUCGAGUGGGAUACUGCUCCCUCUAGACAUGUGCGCCGCUCCGCCAGCCAUCGUGUCGAUGGCUAUACAAGUGACACCACGGCGUUCGCUGAUGACGAUGACGACUUCAGCGUCCCCCUACACGUGAACACGCGCACUCCUCUCAGGACCGACCCUAUCAGUCCUCAAGCUCCGGACAGAACCUCAUCUAGAAAGUUCAUGUAUGAAAAGAUGACGAUGCGUGAGUGGAGUACAACCAGCACACCAAACAGCACUCCCGCGCCUGGAUUACUGUCACUAGCGGAGCCUCUUAGCACCGACACUGUUGACCGUGCGGAAACGUGGUCCCGUGCAGAGUCCCGGACGGGCACAGAGUCCCGCGCGGGCACACCCGCGUUCCCGACGCACCCGCGCACGCCAUACCCGCCGACGCCCACCCCCUCGCUGUCCGCGCGACCCCCGCGCUCGCCCUCCGUUACCAGGUACAAUAUGUUUGACCUGGAGGACUUGAGAAAGGAACGGGAAGUAAGCCCGGAGUCGGAGUACCGCACAUACAACGGUAGCAUCGGGUCGCGGCGCUCCAGCGUCAGCGGCACGGCCGAGCCGCAGCACGUGGCCCCCGACCGCGUGCGCUUCGCAAGGGAUACCAGCCACUACUGGUACAAGCCCAACAUCUCCAGGGAUGAUGCCAUAUCAGCUCUACUGCAACUAGAAGAAGGUGCGUUCAUAGUCCGGGACUCCAACUCAUUCCCGGGGGCGUUCGGGCUGGCGGUGAGGGCAGGAGGCGCGGGGGGAGUGCGUCACUUCCUGGUGGAACCCACGGCGCGUGGAGUGCGCCUGCGCGGUUGUCCCGACGAGCCCGUGUUCGGAUCGCUAUCUGCUCUCGUCUACCAACACACGGUCACGCCUUUAGCACUUCCCGUACCACUCAGGCUACCUGAUAGAGACCCGUGGACAGGAGGCAGUGCAAACGCAGCGGCUCGUGCACUUUUAGCGACCGGCGCUGCUUGCCACGUGUUACUACUAGGGACCGAAAACACUGAAGCUUUGACCGGACCAGCUGCUGUCAAGAGGGCUGUGACCAACAUUCUUACCAAAAAGGGGCCGGCGCAUGUUGUGCACUUCAAGGUGUUUGGUGGCGGCAUCACACUGACGGACUCUGCUCGGAAGCUGUUCUUCCGGCGGCACUACCCGGCCGCUGGCGUGUCUUACGCGGGAGUCGACCCUGAUGAGCGCCGCUACACGCACGUCGACAACAACGCGCAGUUUGAAAAGAGGAUAUUUGCGUUCGUAGCGCGAGCGUCUUCGGGCUCCGACAACCAGUGUCAUGUCUUUGCAGAGCUGGAGCCCGAGCAACCAGCCACCGCCAUAGUCAACUUUGUUAACAAGGCUUUGUUGGGAAACACGCAGAAAAAAGAUAUCAUCUAAGAAGACGGAGAGUUUGAAGUUGAAUAUUCCACUAAUGAAAUACUCACAAACGGAUCAAGUGUGAAACACGAAACAUUGAAUGAAGUACAUACGGAGAGACGCCAUUGUUGUAACAUACGAGUUUAUAAAAAUACAUGUUUUUAUUUAUAUGUCGCAUUCUAUUUAAAUGUUUAAUUGGAUAAGGUUAUCAAGAUCUUUUAAUUUUUAAUUGUCUCCGAAGAUUUUAUCCACAAUACGCUUCACUUUCACCAAGUACAAUUAACGGUAAAUGUGUGUGACUACAUACAUAAUAUAAAUAUAAAUUAUAACUUAGUUUAGGGAAGGAACUAACUAGUCUCAUAUUAUUUAAUAUAGAGUAGUGAUAUUACGUGUGCCUAAUGAAUAUUAGAUUAUUUAAACUUAAUCCAGUGCAUGUUAUGAUGAGGUCCCACCACGAGUUGAUAACAAAAUCAAUUAACAAAGUCGAGCAAAGUCAAUGUAACACUAAUGAACGAAUGCAUUGUAACCAGUACAACGAAACGAAAUCGUAAAUAGUACAAGGCUUAUCAUAAAAAUCUAGAUAAACUAAUUAAUUAAUUUUGCAAUAGCUUUCAUGUGUACAAUUAAAUUGAAGGCAGUUUUUAAAUGAGUUUUAUCAUUCAUGCAUACCAAUUAGCUUUUAAUAAUUGUAAGAAAAAUGAAUCAUUGCCUUAAUACUUAAUGCUGAGAUAUUAAAAUGUUGGCUUCUUGGUUUAGAAUAAAUAAAUGAAUUCCAUAAAGAUUAUAAAAUGUUCUUCUAUUUAAUAAAGUGUAAAUGCCUUAACAAUGAGUAAACUGCAAGUAAAUGAAUACCUAAGGUACCAUUGAGUUUGUCAUCGUGCCCAGUUCGUGACGCUAUAGACAUAACACAUUUUAUUGUAAUAAUAACUGUUGUAAAAUGUAUUUAUUGGGUAAUAAUAUACUCAUGGAAAUAA
Trichoplusia ni (cabbage looper) is the source of this 5195-nucleotide messenger RNA. RefSeq names its product tensin-1 (gene by). Lineage: Eukaryota; Metazoa; Arthropoda; Insecta; Lepidoptera; Noctuidae. Gene Ontology annotation, molecular function: protein binding. The transcript is spliced from 22 exons. The coding region runs from base 532 to 4242 and encodes 1236 amino acids. The record is from RefSeq and is a predicted model, not a curated record.